GGUAAUGGGUCGACAAGUCGGUAUAGAGCUCUUGCUUAGCGUAUCGUAGCAGGUAGAGCCUCCAUAUUUCCACCUCAACAUCGUCCAGACUCUCAUGGGCUGUCAAAGGCCUCGCGCGUAUCCACCGUAGUCAGGGGCCCCGCGUUUUUCUUCGUUGCAAUAGUGCAGCGCUAUGCCCAUAGGGCCCAAACAUGGGUAACGAAAAGUAUACUCGGUACUCACGCUGCACGAGGAUAAAAAGAAGGAGCUGUCCCGUGCAACAUUGAUAUCUUUGGCCAGGAUCAACAACUCCAACUAUCUCUUUCACACCUUGGGCCUUACGAUCGAACCUAUCUCGGUUCUCGUGCUUGGACGCCUCGAUCUGAGUUUGCCUCCCCCGCAAGACUAACAUCCCAUCCGAUCCUCUCAACCUUACCAUUUACGAUCAGUCAGCAAAAACACAUACGAACAUCGUCAAAAAUGUUCGGCAAGAGUGAAGAACCUACGGCCACUGAGGUCAACAACCAGCGUCGUCCUUCUGUCACUGAAGCGACUGGGGACCAUCGCAAUGUUUCCAACAAGGGCUUGACUGGAGCUUCGGCUUUGACUGUCAGGCAAUCUAUUUAUCCCAUCACACUCGUCACAAUUCUCUUCUUCCUGUGGGGAUUCGCAUACGGUCUUCUAGAUGUCCUGAACGCUAAGUUUCAGACCGCCCUUGACAUCACUGCCGCCAAGGCCGGCGGUCUUCAAGGAGCCUACUUCGGCGCCUACUUCAUCGGCCCGCUCACAUACUCCGGCUGGAUCGUACGAAAAUUUGGUUAUCGUUGGGCAUUCAUCGCCGGACUAUGCAUCUACGGCGUCGGUGCUUUGAUGUUCUGGCCAUCCGCUGUGUAUCGAUCAUUCGGCGGUUUCUGCGGUUCUCUCUUCAUCGUAGGCUCUGGUCUGUCGACACUUGAGACUAGUGCCAACCCCUUCAUCGCUACUUGUGGUCCGCCCAGACUCUCCGAGUUCCGUCUCGAGCUUUCUCAGUCAUUCCAGGCUGUCGGUUCCGUUGUUGCUCCCCUACUUGCUAGCCGUGUGUUCUUCUCCAACACCACUGAGGAUGAUCUUUCAAAGGUUCAAUGGACAUACCUAGGUAUCGCUGCCUUCGUCUUCUGUCUUGCCGUUGUCUUCUUCUUCUCGAAGCUCCCCGAGGUCACCGAUGCCGAUAUGGAACUUCAGGCUGAGCAGACAACCGCUCUUACCGGCUACCAGGACAAGCCUUUGAAGAAGCAGUACCGUCUCUUCUUCGGUGUUGCCGCCCAGUUCUGCUACGUUGGUGCUCAAGUCGGUGUCGCCGCCAACUUCAUCAGCUAUGCUGCCGAGUCUGCCGGGAUCGACCACGCCGCAGCCAGUGACCGGUACGCUAUUGGCCAGGGUCUCUUUGCUAUCGGUCGUUUCGCCGCAGCUGGUCUCAUGAUGUACUUUAAGCCCCGUAAGAUUCUUAUGGUCUUCAUGACUGCAAUCAUGGUCUUCAUCGCCUUGUCUAUGGGUAUCAAGGGAGAAGGCGGCGUGGCCAUGCUCAGUCUGGUCCUCUUCUUCGAAUCCUGUAUCUUCCCGACAAUUUUUACACUCUCCAUCCGUGGUCUUGGACGACACACCAAGAGGGGUUCAUCUUGGAUCAUUGCUGCCGUCUCGGGUGGUGCUCUCUUCCCAUCCUUGACUGGUCUCGUUGCUGAUAACAAGGGUUACCACAUUGCAAUGGUUGUCCCGCUUGCUGGGUUCUUCAUCGCAUUUGCAUUCCCUAUCUUCCUCAACGUCAACCCUUGGAAGCGUGAGCUCGACGGUUUCAGCGAGACUCGCAUUGGUUACGUUGACGAGCACGGCGUUAUUGGCGACCCCGCCAGAGAUGAUAGCUACACUGGAAAAAACCAGGUUGAGCAGGUCGCUUGAAUAGCGCGGUAGUACAAAACAUCAUGUGUAUAUAUAUCCAUAAAUAAUCUCCCAUUACAGGCAUAGGAAUUAGACAGGUCAGCCUAAUACUGCAGGGUCAGGCGCUUCUGUGUUGGAUAUCCAUUACGAGUAUGAAUUCAUGAACAGAGACAUUACAAUACA
This is a messenger RNA of Truncatella angustata, 2073 nucleotides long. RefSeq names its product glucose/galactose transporter. The record is from RefSeq and is a predicted model, not a curated record. NCBI's taxonomy places the organism in Eukaryota, Fungi, Ascomycota, Sordariomycetes, Amphisphaeriales, Sporocadaceae. Gene Ontology annotation, biological process: transmembrane transport. Bases 460 to 1911 code for a protein of 483 amino acids. Gene Ontology annotation, molecular function: transmembrane transporter activity. The transcript has a single exon.